AGCACGCAGAUAUACUGAGUUAUUUACUCUGCAUGAAUGCAUGUGCAGUCCUGACGAGAGAGAGAGAGAGAGAGCGCAAGUGGGGACUUGUAGAGAGAGAAACAGCAAUGGCUUCCUUCUCCUUGCUCUUAAUCACCGCCCUCUUGCUCGCCGUCAGCUCUGCCGUGGAGUCCUGCCCGCCGGCAGACCGGGCGGCUUUGCUGGCAUUCAAAGCCGCCCUGCAUGAACCCUACUUGGGCAUCUUCAACUCCUGGACGGGCGCCGACUGUUGCCAUAACUGGUAUGGCGUCAGCUGCGACCCCACCACCCGCCGCGUCGCCGACAUCAACCUCCGCGGCGAGUCGGAGGACCCCAUCUUCCAGAAGGCCCACCGGACUGGCUUCAUGACCGGCUUCAUAUCUCCCGCCAUCUGCAGGCUCAGCCGCCUCUCCAGCAUCACCAUCGCCGAUUGGAAGGGCAUCUCCGGCCCCAUCCCACCCUGCAUUUCCAAACUUCCGUUUCUCCGGAUCCUCGACCUGAUCGGAAACAAGAUCUCCGGCGAAAUCCCCACUGAAAUUGGCAGGCUGAGUCGACUCUCCGUGUUGAACGUCGCCGACAACAACAUCGGCGGCACCAUACCCCGAUCCGUAACCAAUCUAUCGUCGUUGAUGCACUUGGACCUCCGGAACAAUCGGCUCUCCGGUACCAUUCCACGUAACAUCGGCAAGCUCCGAAUGCUGAGCCGGGCCUUACUGAGUCGGAACCGACUCACCGGGUCGAUCCCCAUCUCCAUCUCUUACAUAUAUCGACUCGCCGAUUUGGAUCUCUCUUUCAACAGAAUUUCGGGGCCCAUUCCGGCGAGUCUCGGGAAAAUGGCGGUUCUGGCCACCUUAAACCUCGACGGAAACCUGAUUUCGGGGACCAUUCCGCCGACAUUGAUCAACUCGUCCAUUAGCAUUCUGAACUUGAGCAGAAACGCGAUCGAAGGGACGAUACCCGACGUUUUCGGGUUGAAAUCGUACUUUAUGGAGAUAGAUUUGGCGCAUAAUCUGCUAAAGGGUCCAAUUCCGAAGUCAAUCACGUCGGCGGCGUACAUCGGCCACCUCGACGUGAGCCACAACCACCUGUGCGGGCCGAUCCCGGAGGGGGAGCCGUUCGUCCAUCUCGAAGCGUCGUCGUUUGUUUUCAACGAUUGCCUGUGUGGGCGACCGUUGAGAGCUUGUUAAGCGAUGGUUUUCGACUUCGAUGGAGUUUAAUUUAGAUGAUGAUCCAUAUAUUAAUACUAUAUAUGCUUAAUUUCUUUUGUAAUAUAUAGUAUUCUUCUUCUUCUUCUUCUUCUUCUUAUUACUAUUAUAUUAUAUGUAACAGCAACUCAACGUGUUGGUAAUAUAAGAGAUCAUUAUAACCAA
This is a messenger RNA of Diospyros lotus (date-plum), 1388 nucleotides long. Its product is annotated as DNA damage-repair/toleration protein DRT100-like. The record is from RefSeq and is a predicted model, not a curated record. The coding region runs from base 33 to 1205 and encodes 390 amino acids. The transcript has a single exon. Lineage: Eukaryota; Viridiplantae; Streptophyta; Magnoliopsida; Ericales; Ebenaceae. Gene Ontology annotation, molecular function: protein binding.